Drepanopeziza brunnea f. sp. 'multigermtubi' MB_m1 is the source of this 492-nucleotide messenger RNA. RefSeq lists its product as uncharacterized. NCBI's taxonomy places the organism in Eukaryota, Fungi, Ascomycota, Leotiomycetes, Helotiales, Drepanopezizaceae. Gene Ontology annotation, cellular component: nucleus; cytoplasm; TRAPP complex. Gene Ontology annotation, biological process: endoplasmic reticulum to Golgi vesicle-mediated transport. The record is from RefSeq and is a predicted model, not a curated record.
AUGUCUUAUUACUUUGCCAUUGUUGGUACGCAAGAUAACCCUCUGUUUGAAUAUGAAUUUGGUACGGCGAAGCAGGGCGGUGAUGGGAUUGCUAGGUUUGCGGAACAGGCACGUCAUGUAAACCAGUUCAUUGUGCACAGCAGUCUGGAUAUCGUGGAGGAGGUGCAAUGGGGAACUGGGCAAAUGUACCUGAAGUGCAUCGACCGUUUCUACAACAAUUACGUCUCUUGCUUCAUGACGGGUGGAAAUGUCAAGUUCCUCCUACUCCAUGCCCCAUCUCAACCUGCCGCCACGACUACGAGCCGUGCAAGUACAUCAAUCGCCGCGAACCCGACGUCCCCCCAGACAGAGGAAGCUAUCAAGCAGUUCUUUACGGAAGUCUACGAGAGUUGGGUCAAGACGAUAAUGAAUCCGUUUUACCAGGUCAACAUGGAGGUCAAGAGUCCGUUCUUUAAGGGUCGAGUCGCUGCUGCUGGGAAGAAAUAUUUGUGA